AAAUGUAGCGCAGCUGAUGCUGAUGUUGAUCUGCAAUGAGUAAUCCUAUAAGUAUAAGAUCGAACAAUUUCUAAAGUUCUUAUUCGACAGUUUGCAAGCAGGUUUUGUUAAUUGAAUGGUCCUGCUGACUCGUCAAUUAUCCACUCUUUUUAUAGAUAAGUAAAUUAGAUGAUGGAAAGCACCCAGGAUAAAGACGAACAAAAUAGUCAAGAUGAUUCAGAAGUGGAUGAUGAGGUUGAACCCAGAUUGAAGUAUGUGAGGAUGCGCAACGAUGUUAUAAAUAUUUUACAAAAGGACGCUGCCAGCUGCAUAGCAGUUCAUCCAAAGUUUUUGUGCUUGGGUUCACACUGGGGCACAAUUCACAUACUCGAUCAUCAAGGUAAUAGCAUCGAAUCCAAAAGUCUUCAAGCACACACGGUAGCUGUCAACCAAAUAUCUAUCGACCAAAAUGGAGAUUUUAUUGCUUCGUGCAGUAAUGAUGGAAGAGUUUUUAUAUAUGGACUAUACAGUAUUGAGAAUAAUCACAACAUGAGUACAGGGCAUUGGGUAAAAAGUAUAGCAAUUGAUCCGAAAUAUCAUAAAAGUGGGAGUGGGAGAAGAUUUAUUAUAGGAGAGGAUAAAUUAGUUUUAUACGAAAAGACGUUUUUAUCACGAAUGAAACCAACAAUUUUAUGGGAAGCUGAAGGAGGAGUGCGUUCUAUUGCAUGGGCUGGACAAUUUGUUGCUUGGGCCUCUGAUACUGGUGUGAGAGUUUAUGAUUUGAAUGCCAGAUGUUCCUUAGGACUGAUAAAAUGGGCAGGAACAAUUGAGGCAAUUCCAGAACACUAUAGAUGUAAUCUUAGGUGGUCAGAUGAUAGAACUUUAUUGAUUGGUUGGGUUGAUACUGUAAGGAUUUGUCAAAUAAAAAAACUCUCUAACAGAGAAUUGGUAAAUCGUGAAUUAUCAGAAUUUGUUGUUGAACCAGUUUCUACAUUUCAAGUGGAUUUUUUUAUAUCUGGUAUUGCACCAUUAGAAAACCAGUUGGUUCUUCUGGGUUGCUUGAAAGAACCAGCUGAAAAUGGUAAAAGCCAACGUCCUACUUUACAUGUUAUUGAACCAAAAUUCGAAGACUUUAAUAUUGUAUGUGCUAAUUCUCUUUCUCUGAGAGGAUAUGAAGAAUACAGCUGUAAUGAUUAUCAUUUGGACUGCUUGAUUGAAGAAAACAGGUUUUUCAUUGUUAGUCCUAAAGACAUUGUAGUUGCUAGCUUAUACGAUGCUGAUGAUAGAAUUGAGUGGCUACUUAGUCAUAGAAAAUUUGAAAAAGCAUUAGAAGCUGUUACAGUCAAUGGAGGCAAAGAUUGCAAACAUACCGUGACUGACGUUGGUCGAGUUUAUUUAGAUCAUUUGUUGAGUUGUGAAAAGUACGAUAAGGCUGGAAAACUUUGCCUAACGAUAUUGGGGCAGAACAAAAAACUUUGGGAAGAAGAAGUUUACAAAUUCGCCAAAGUUCAUCAAUUGCGUACGAUUUCUGCAUACCUUCCUCGUGGUGAUGUGACUCUGGAUCCCCACAUUUAUGAAAUGGUACUUUAUGAGUACUUGAAGUUAGAUCCAGAUGGUUUUUUACAACUUGUAAAAGAAUGGUCGCCUAAAUUAUAUACUGUGACAGCCGUUGUAAAUAUGGUUUUGGGACAUUUUCUAGUACAUACCAACAACCAACAGCAGCACGUACUCCUUGAAGCACUAGCUAUAUUAUACAGUCAUGAUGGCAAGUAUGAUAAAGCUUUGGCCAUGUACUUGAAGCUUCGACAUAAAGAUGUAUUUUCACUGAUUCAAAAGCAUCAACUCUACAACUCAGUCUAUGAUAUGAUUGAGGGUUUAAUGGAUUUAGAUGCAGAUCGGGCUAUACAAUUCUUUCUGGAGAAAGAUAGAGUGCCAUCUGAAAUAGUAGUUCAAAAACUACAAAAUAAUCAUCGAUAUUUAUACAUGUAUUUAGAUGCGUUAGAUAAAAAAGAUACCAAAGACUCGAAAGGAAAAUAUCACGGUUUACUUGUGCGUUUAUACGCGGAUUAUUCCAGGGAUAAACUCCUACCUCUCUUGAGACGCUCAGACAACUAUCCCAUUCAGCAAGCCUUGGAUAUAUGUAGUCAGAAGAAGUUUUAUCCAGAAAUGGUUUACUUGUUAGGUAGGAUAGGAAAUACAUCACAAGCACUGCAACUUAUGACAAGAGAGCUUAAUGACAUGGAAAGCGCUAUUGCCUUUUGUCAAGAACAUGACGACGAAGAAUUGUGGAAUGAUUUAAUUAAUUAUUCAUUAGAUAAACCAGAUGCUAUUACGUUCCUGCUGCAAAAAAUCGGAACGUAUGUUGACCCUAGACUCAUGGUUCAAAGAAUAGAACCUACUUUAGAAAUUCCUGGAUUAAAGAAAGCAUUAGUGAAGAUGAUGUGUGAUUAUAAUCUUCAAGUAUCAGUUCAGGAAGGUUGUAAAAAAAUCCUCUCAAGUGAUUAUUUUAACUUGCAUGAAAGACUAGUUAAGUGUCAUCAAAAAGGAAUUUUUAUUGAUGAUGACCAAAUGUGUGGAGCUUGUCAUAGAAAAAUAAUUGUUAGAGAACCAAGGAAUCUAGUCGUAUUUUACUGUAAACAUUCUUUUCAUGAAGAGUGUUUACCAAAUCUUCAAGUUGUAGAAAACUGCGUUAUUUGCAAUCCUCAAAAGGAUACAUCCCCCGGCAGAAAAUGAUAUAGACAAUGGAGUUCUUCAGUUGCUGAACUAAUGACUUUCGACCCUCCUAAAAAAUCAUCGAUUUUCAUGGACGAGAAAAUAUGCAAAAGAAACUCGCGAUUUUCAGGGCCAAUGCUUUCUACGGAUAUACAGUGACUACCGACGAUGGAUCCUGUGUCAUUUGUAAUGAAAUUAUUUUUGGAAUAUACAUCAAGUCUUUCUCUGAAGCACAGGGCUUCUCUUUUCUCUUUGUCUAAAAGUAAAAUAUUUUUUUAUAUAUAUAUAUAUA
This is a messenger RNA of Nasonia vitripennis (jewel wasp), 2983 nucleotides long. RefSeq names its product vacuolar protein sorting-associated protein 41 homolog (gene lt). Gene Ontology annotation, cellular component: late endosome; HOPS complex. The transcript is spliced from 13 exons. Lineage: Eukaryota; Metazoa; Arthropoda; Insecta; Hymenoptera; Pteromalidae. The record is from RefSeq and is a predicted model, not a curated record. The coding region runs from base 169 to 2712 and encodes 847 amino acids. Gene Ontology annotation, biological process: protein targeting to vacuole; vesicle-mediated transport; endosomal vesicle fusion. Gene Ontology annotation, molecular function: protein binding.